Phalaenopsis equestris is the source of this 3295-nucleotide messenger RNA. RefSeq lists its product as uncharacterized. The record is from RefSeq and is a predicted model, not a curated record. NCBI's taxonomy places the organism in Eukaryota, Viridiplantae, Streptophyta, Magnoliopsida, Asparagales, Orchidaceae. Gene Ontology annotation, biological process: signal transduction; recombinational repair. The coding region runs from base 160 to 3180 and encodes 1006 amino acids. The transcript has 4 exons.
UGCUGAGAGCGAGCUGGGGAAGGAGAGGUGAGGACGAACGGAAUCGUUCCCUUUGUGUACUAAAGGAGGGAUAGAAUAAGGUUUACAAAGGAUCUCCCCUUCGUGGAACAUAUUGGAGUAGAAACAUUUUUAAGCAGAACAGUGUAUGAAGAUGGAUAUAUGGAGCUUCUGCAGGAAAGCUCCAAUACUACUGCUUUGUCAACAUCGCGGAACCUCUCGUCCUCCUCAUCAGCAUUUGUCUCUGCAAUCCAGUCUCCUUUCUUCUCCCCACGUUCACCACAGGCUUCUAAACCAGAGCAAAACCUGCUAGAUAUUGCAGGCUCUUCUACUGGCUCUGUUAUAAGCAGGGAAACUCUUGCUUCAGUUUCUGGCUUUAAACAAUCAGAAUUGAUCUCUAACCUAAAAAAUUUUGCUUCAGAAGUUUCACCUACCCCAAGUUUUUAUACAUCCAGUUAUUUUGAAGUCCCGACAACAACUUUUAGAAGCUCAAAUAUUGUUUCUCCCAACAAUGGCCUUUGCAGCUCAUCUAAUUACAGCCAUGAUGGAAAUGGGCGAAGAGAGAAGCAAAAGAGAUAUGGUAGCAGCCAUGGAAAACACUCCUUUUCCUGGUCACCAGCUACAAUCUCUUCUGCAGGGAGGUUGAGAAACUGCGAUGUUUAUAUAGGCUUCCAUGGACGGAAACCUUCUUUGCUGAGAUUUGCUAAUUGGCUUCGUGCUGAGUUUGAGCUUCAUGGAAUCAGUUGUUUUGCUUCUGAUAGAGCUCAUUGCAGGAAUUCUCGCAGUCGGGAUACAGUUGAGAAGAUAAUGCAUGCAUCAUCCUUCGGGGUUGUGAUCAUAACAAAAAAAUGUUUUGGUAAUUCUUACAGCAUAGAGGAGCUGAAAUAUUUCUUGGAUAAGAAGAGUCUCUGUCCAAUAUUCUUUGAUUUAAGUUCCUGCGACUGUCUUGCGAGGGAUAUAGUUGAGAAAAGGGGGGAAUUGUGGGAAAAAUAUGGUGGUGAGUUGUGGAUGCUGUAUGGUGGUUUGGAGAAAGAAUGGAUAGAAGCAGUUGACGGGCUUUCCAGGACGUUGGAAUGGCAGCUGGAGGCAUAUGAUGGGAACUGGAGGGCCUGUAUACUACAGGCUGUUGUUCUGUUGGCUACCAGACUAGGUAGGAGAAGUGUGUUGGAUAGAGUAAAUAAAUGGAGGGAGAAGGUGGAGAAGGAGGAGUUCCCUUUUCCUAGAAAUGAAGACUUUGUUGGAAGGAAUAAGGAGCUCUCUGAAUUGGAGCUUAUUUUGUUCGGUGAUGUUUCUGGAGAUGGGGAGAGGGAAUAUUUUGAGCUGAAAACUAGGCACAGACGGAAAUCCGUGUUGGUUGGACGAACUAUAAACUUCCGAGAAGACAAAAAUUCAAUUUGUCAGCAUUCUGAGAGCAGCGGUAAAGGGAAAGAGCCUGUUUUGUGGAAGGAAUCGGAGAAAGCAAUCGAGAUGCAGAGGCUGAGCAGUCCAGCAGCGAAGUUCCGCCCUCGUAGAGCUAAAUUUGGCACAAGGAAAAGAUCAAUGAAGAUAGUGUAUAGCAAAAGGAUUGCUUGUGUAUCAGGGGAUUCUGGAAUUGGGAAGACAGAACUAGCCUUAGAAUAUGCUUACAGAUUCUCUCAGAGAUACAAAGUAGUGCUGUGGUUGGGAGGGGAAAGUAGAUACAUCCGUCAGAACUAUUUGAACCUCCACAGCUUUCUGGAAGUUGAUCUCAGCAUCGAAAGCGUUCAUCUUGAUAAGGGAAAGUUGAAGUGUUUUGAAAAGCAGGAAGAUGAAGCCAUAACUAGGAUUAGGAAAGAGCUGAUGAGGGAUAUUCCUUUUUUAGUUGUGAUAGAUAACUUGGAAAGUGAGGACUGGUGGGAUAGGAAAGUUCUAAUGGAUUUCCUUCCCCGUUUUGGUGGUGAAACCCAUUUCAUUAUAACCACACGCCUUCCUCAGGUCAUCAACCUCGAGCCAUUGAAGCUUUCCUACUUAUCCGGCGGUGAAGCUUUGUGUUUGAUGAAAGGGGGAGUAAAAGACUACCCUGUUUCAGAGAUUGAUGCUCUUAGGGUCCUUGAAGAAAAGCUGGGUAGGCUUACUCUGGGUCUUGGAAUUGUAGGAGCAAUCCUUUCAGAGAUUCCAAUAACACCGACUCGUCUCCUUGACACCAUAAACAGGAUGAUGAGCCGAGAUACUGGAUGGAAUGACAGAGAUAGUGUCUCACUUCGUCGACAUGCUUUCCUCGUCGGGCUCUUAGACGUCUGUCUUUCAAUAUUUGAUCAUGCCGAUGGGCCAAGAAGUUUGGCAACUAGAAUGGUUCAAAUCAGCAGCUUUUUCGCUCCCUCUGCAGUUCCAGUCUCCCUAUUAGCUCUAGCAGCACACAAAGCUCUAGAAAAACACAGCGGCUCAUUGUUUUGGAAGAAGAACCUACUAGAUAAGUUCACAAGAUCUCGUCUCAAGAGAACUGAAGCAGAAGCUUCAUCCAUGUUGGUGAGGUUUGCAGUGGCGAGAUGCAGCACCAGGCCGGACUGCAUCUACUUUCAUGAGAUCGUAAAACUAUAUGCUCGCAAGCGUGGAGUUGAUGGAGUUAUGUUAGCAAUGGUUCGGGCUGUUUCGCUACGUGGCUCCAUUUUUCACUCGUCCGAGCACUUGUGGGCGGCCUGCUUUUUGCUCUUUGGGUUUGGGACUGACCGUGUGUUUGUUGAGUUGAAGCCAACUGAGUUAAUUCAGUUCAUUAAGCGUGUAGCUUUACCGCUUGCUGUCCACACCUUCAUCGCCUUUUCGAGAUGUGUUGCAGCAAUGGAGCUGCUUCGGCUCUGCACUGAAGCCCUUGAAGUUGCGGCCGAGUCCCUCGUCUCUCGAUCUGAGAAAUGGUUCGAUAAAUCAUUUUGCUGCUUGAAUCUAAUCCGAUCUGAUGCUCGGUAUAUGCACCUGUGGCAGGAGCUGGCUCUUUCGAAGGCUACUGUCUUGGAGACGAGAGCUAAAUUCAUGCUCAAAGGAGGGAAAUAUGAUAUGGGUGACGACCUCAUUCGGAAGGCGAUAUUCAUCAGGACAUCUAUAAAUGGUGAGCACCACCCAGAUACCAUAUCUGCUAGGGAAACUCUGAGUAAACUCACAAGACUACUCGCAACCGAUCAAGUGCUGCUGUUGCUCCUGCUGCAUGUACGUUUUUCUUACAGCUUCAGUUGAUGCUGCAGAUUUUGGGAUAAUCAAAUACACAGCACUGAAACCAUUGCUAUUUACAAAACUAGCACCAAUUUGACUUUUUUGAACAACCGAACUGAUGCAUUUACGUAUCUCACAA